UCUGACCGCGAUACUAAAUUCUGAUUUUUGACUGUCGUUAUUUAAUAUUUGUUUACAUAUUAAUUACUUAAGCAUUUUGGAAUUUCUCUUUACAGAAAUCCUCAUUUAAUUUUUUUGUUUUUCAUAUAAAAGUAUUUUUCUUCAGAUAUAUUAUUAAUAAUGGAUUUUGAAAUUUUACGGUUUUGUUUGCAUGAUGGUAAUUGAGCUAUUUGAUGAACUAGCAUUUUCGAUAAUUACUAUGGGUGUUAUCGGUUAUCUUGUGCUAGUUGUUCUUUCUACAUUAAUUUUCAACAUGGAUGAAGCAAAUGCAAAAGGUUUACUUUAUCCACAAGAAUCAGAAACAAGAGAAUUAAGAUCUUUAGAUGGAAUAUGGAAUUUUGUUAAAUGUGAUUCAAAAACAUAUUCACAAGGUGUAAUAGAUGGAUGGUAUUUAAAAGAUUUAAGUGAAGUUAAAAAGACUAUACCUAUGCCUGUUCCUGCAAGUUAUAAUGACAUAACAACAGAUGCUUCACUUAGAGAUCAUGUUGGAUCAGUUUGGUAUGACCGAAAAUUUUUUAUUCCAAAGCAAUGGGAAAAGGAUUAUCGAGUAAUGAUACGAUUUGGAAGUGUACAUUAUGAUACAAUAGUGUGGAUUAAUGGUAAUGAGGUUGUAAAACAUUCAAUUGGUCAUUUACCUUUUGAAGCUGAAAUAUCAGAUGUUGUAAAAUUUGGACAAGAAAAUCGUAUCACCGUUUUGGUAGAUAAUGUAUUACUGGAUAAUACUGUACCGCAAGGAACAGUUGCAGAGGAAAAUACGGACUUAGGAUAUGUUGUAACACAAUCUUAUACUUUCGAUUUCUUUAAUUAUGCUGGAAUUCAUAGAUCUGUUCAUUUAUAUACAACACCGAAAAUUUUUGUUGAAGAUAUAGAUGUGAAAACAGAAUUUGAACCAGAAAGUCGUGAAGGAAAUGUUAAAUUUAAUGUGAAGGUUGGUGGAAUAGAAACGGAAGGUUUACAUGCGAGAGUAAUAAUAACAGGAAAAGGUGAAACAGAAGAUCACUCAAGCUCUGGCUCUCUCGUUAAUAGUACUUUUAGUGGAGAAAUUAAAAUUUUAGAAGCCAAACCAUGGUGGCCUUAUUUAAUGGAUCCCAAUCCAGGAUAUCUUUAUAAAAUGACGGUAAAAAUUUUCGAUCCUAAAACUGGUGAAGAGAAACCGAUAGAUGUUUAUCGUUUAAAUAUUGGAAUAAGAACUUUAAGCUGGAAUGAAACAUCAUUUCUAAUUAAUGGAAAACCAAUUUAUUUUAGAGGUUUUGGACGUCAUGAAGAUUCCGAUAUAAGAGGAAAAGGUCUUGACUAUGCGUUAAUAAGCCGUGAUUUUAAUUUACUUAAAUGGGUUGGAGCAAAUGCUUACAGAACUUCACAUUAUCCAUAUUCGGAAGAAUCAAUGCAGUUUGCGGAUGAACAUGGUAUUAUGAUCAUUGAUGAGUGCCCAAGUGUUGACACAGUUAUUUAUACAGAUGUUUUACUGGAAAAUCAUAAAAAAUCUUUGCAAGAAUUGAUAAGACGAGAUAAAAAUCAUCCUAGUGCGGUAAUGUGGUCGAUUGCAAAUGAACCACGUACGGCAGAUGCUAGAGCUGACAAAUACUUUAUGAAAGUGGCUCAAUAUGUAAGAAGUUUAGAUAGCACUAGACCAGUAACUGCUGCUAUAGCAGUUGGUGCUGAUGAUGAUAAGGCGGCCAAACAUCUAGAUAUUGUAAGUUUUAAUAGGUAUAAUGGAUGGUAUGCUCACGCUGGAAAAUUAGAUAUGAUUACUUCAUAUGUUAUGAAAGAAGCAGAACAUUGGCACGAUUUGCAUAAAAAACCAAUAUUAAUGUCUGAAUAUGGUGCGGAUACUGUAGAAGGAUUGCAUUUACUUCCGGCAUUUGUUUGGACCGAGGAAUAUCAAAGUGAUUUAUACUCAAAACAUUUUAAAGCUUUUGAUAAGCUGCGGCAAAAGGGGUGGUUUAUAGGAGAAUUUGUUUGGAAUUUUGCUGAUUUUAAAACUGCCCAAACCGUAACUCGUGUUGGUGGCAACAAAAAAGGCAUAUUUACUAGAAAUCGUCAACCAAAGGCUGCCGCUCAUUUGCUUAGAAAACGUUAUUUCGCUUUAGGUCGAGAAUUAGAUAAUUGUGAUUUACCUGAUGAUUUAUACCAAUAUGUAUAUCAAACAGCAUUAUAUAGAGAUAUUAGUGAUUUAUAA
Molecule: messenger RNA, 2218 nt
Organism: Condylostylus longicornis
Lineage: Eukaryota; Metazoa; Arthropoda; Insecta; Diptera; Dolichopodidae
Product: beta-glucuronidase
Exons: 11
Coding region: 191-2218 (675 amino acids)
Biological process (GO): glucuronoside catabolic process; carbohydrate metabolic process
Molecular function (GO): beta-glucuronidase activity; carbohydrate binding
Source: RefSeq, a predicted model, not a curated record